UGGUUUAGGAACUAGAGAGAGGGAGCAUUUGCUACCUGAUUCAGAACUGUUCAUCUAGUAUUAUGGUUGAUUGGCUCUCCGCAGUAAAGUGCUUUACACUUUUAUCUAAGACACUUUAAUUGUCUGUAGCUAGAUUGUCAGGCAUCCAGGUGGUUGAGGCCAAUUGAGCCCUUGCACAAAAACAGAGGAGAGGUUGGUUCAGCCACGCUUGGGCAAACUGCGAUGGUGCGAAAGUGUGUACUUUGCGAUGAAAGACGCGCCGUGUUGCGCAGGCCGAAAACGCACCAGCAGGUAUGUAAGGACUGCUUCUUUGCCGCAUUUGAGGAUGAAGUGCACCGCACAAUAAUUGACAACCGGCUGUUCAAACGGGGGGACAGGGUUGCAAUCGGGGCAUCCGGGGGCAAAGAUUCGACGGUGCUGGCGUACAUAAUGAAGCUGUUGAACGACCGGCACGGCUACGGGCUCGACCUUUUCCUGCUGUCCAUCGACGAAGGCAUCACUGGGUACCGAGACGACUCCUUGGAGACGGUCAAAAGGAACGAGGAGCAGUACGGCAUUCCCUUGAAGAUCGUCUCGUACAAGGAGCUCUACGGCUGGACGAUGGACGAGAUCGUGCGCGAGAUCGGGCGUAAGAACAACUGCACCUUCUGCGGGGUGUUCCGGCGGCAGGCGCUCGACCGGGGGGCCGCGGCGCUGCGCGCGACCAAGAUGGUCACGGGGCACAACGCGGAUGACGUGGCAGAGACGGUGCUGCUCAACAUUUUGCGGGGCGACAUCGCCAGGCUCAGCCGAUGCGCGGCGAUCUCGACGGGAGACGACGGGGCCCUCCCUCGUAGCAAACCGUUUAAGUACACGUACGAAAAGGAGAUUGUGAUGUACGCCUACUUCAAGAAGCUCGACUACUUCUCCACCGAAUGUAUAUACUCCCCAAAUGCUUACCGGGGUUUCGCUCGUGAGUACGUCAAAGACCUAGAGGCGAUCAGGCCGCAAGCGAUCCUCGACAUCAUCCGUUCCGCCGAGGAGUUCCGCUUCUCGCUGACGGCCAAGAUGCCGGAACAGGGCACGUGCGAGCGUUGCGGGUACAUCUCCAGUCAGAGGUGGUGCAAGGCGUGCGUGUUGUUGGAGGGCCUCAAUAAAGGUCUCCCGCAGCUAGGGGUUAGCAAGAGCAGAGGGAGCGCAAAAGCGCCGAGCGCUUCCUCUCGGACGCCCAUCUUUUUGGCCUGAGGAAUCAUGUGUGAGUACUUGAGAUCAUAUGAGCGCGGCAAUGAUGGCGUAUAGGUGCUUGAUGUUGCAUGCCAUGGACUUAUGCGGAGCCCUAGGACGCAGCCCACAGUACCGUCAGCAUGUCGAGUCCCGCGAUCCACUCCAAGUGUCCGAAAGUACUAUAACACAUGUGUUGGAG
Molecule: messenger RNA, 1402 nt
Organism: Klebsormidium nitens
Lineage: Eukaryota; Viridiplantae; Streptophyta; Klebsormidiophyceae; Klebsormidiales; Klebsormidiaceae
Source: the annotation of a GenBank genome assembly